Lates calcarifer (barramundi perch) is the source of this 2863-nucleotide messenger RNA. RefSeq names its product chloride intracellular channel 4 (gene clic4). Lineage: Eukaryota; Metazoa; Chordata; Actinopteri; Centropomidae. The record is from RefSeq and is a predicted model, not a curated record.
CAUCACGGCCUUAAAUAUUCCCGUUGCUUCUUCCCAGCCGUCCUCACCAUCACCGCUCAGCCACCGUAAAGAGCCUCGCGAGCCAACGAUGUUUCUGUAGUUAAGCUAGCUUGAAGUUACACAUCAGCGUUCAAACAAUUGUUUCUGGCAGACACCGCGGCCUCUCUGUCCGCUCUGUUAAACAGACUCUCUGCUUCCAGCACCGGGUCCUCCCUGGGGAGAAAAAAGCGCCUACUGGGCUUCAGUGCGGAAAAAGGGUGGUGGAGAAGUGGACCGAGCUAAAUCGGGCGUGGUAGCAAGAAAAAACCCAUUCUUUCUUUAGCAAAACUUCAAAAAGUAGCAUCCACAAUGUCGCUGUCGGUACCGCAGAACGGAGUAAAGGCGGAUAACGAACCCGUUAUCGAGCUGUUUGUGAAGGCGGGAAGUGAUGGAGAGAGCAUUGGGAACUGCCCCUUCUCUCAGAGGCUCUUCAUGAUCCUGUGGCUUAAAGGAGUCGUCUUCAACGUCACCACAGUCGACCUCAAGAGGAAGCCAGCAGAUCUCCAGAACCUGGCCCCCGGCACACACCCACCCUUCAUCACCUUCAACGGUGAGGUCAAAACUGACGUCAACAAGAUCGAGGAGUUCCUUGAGGAUGUCCUUUGCCCACCCAAGUACAUAAAGCUUGGUGCAAGACACCCAGAGUCAAACACAGCUGGUAUGGACAUCUUUGCCAAGUUUUCAGCAUACAUCAAGAACUCAAAACCAGAUGCAAAUGAGGCUCUGGAGCGUGGUCUACUGAAGACACUGCAGAAGCUAGAUGAGUACCUUCGCUCACCACUGCCCGAUGAGAUUGACCACAACAGCAUCGAGGACGUCAAGGUCUCCAACCGCAAGUUCUUGGAUGGCGAUGAAAUGACUCUGGCUGACUGCAACCUGCUGCCAAAGCUGCAUAUAGUUAAGGUGGUGGCCAAGAAGUACAGAGGCUUCGACAUUCCCAAAGAGAUGACGGCCAUCUGGAAGUACCUGAACAACGCCUACACACGUGAAGAGUUCACCAACACCUGCCCCAGUGACAAGGAGAUCGAGAUCGCCUACGGAGACGUAGCCAAGAGGCUGGUCAAAUAAACUCCUGUGCCCUGGCCCUCCUCCCUCUAUCCAUCACCCACACAUAACCUCCCCCUCUACAAUCCCCUGCACCUCUCUCCUCCUCAGCACCGGGACUGAUGUGCUCAUUCAUGAGAAAGAAAAAACUCUGGACUUCUUUUCCUUCUCUCCUCAUUUAGAGCGAACCCCCCCAAUGCAUGAACCCUUCUUGAUCAGUUUUUUUUUCCCCUCAGAUUUUAUGAAGAUAUCUUUAGUUGGUACAGCAAAGGUCACAGUUCCACCUUGAAUUACUUUUGUUUUUCGUCUGCUGAUGAAUGUUGUGAGGCAUUGUGAGAUGGUGAGGUGAUGGAGAAGCAGCCAUUGAUAAGCACUGAUACAUGUGUAUCAGUGCAUAUCAAUGUCAGGAGCCUCAUGAAACACACUCCCUGAUAAGUGACCUUCAAGAUGACCUUCUCUCUGUGCAAAGGGGGAAAGGUCACGAGCUGUUGUUAAUUUUCUUUUGUCUGUUUAAUAUUGAAGUCGCUCUUUCUAGGUUUGCUAUAAAAAUGAAACACUGAGAAGCUGUUAUUUUUCCUGUCUUUUGGCUUAUUAAGAGGCGUUGUAAACAGUGUUGAAGCUUCGGUGUUUUUGGCUCAAGUAUUUGACAGGUUUAAGUAGAAGCUGAAGCUAAUCCAAACCUGAGUGGUUGACAUAUCAAGUUAGAGAUGCUUUAUUUUAAUGUCGAGCUGUUUAAAAUAAAUCAAAAUAAUUUUACUGCAGGUAAAGCUACCUGGUAUCCAUGCUCUGAUUUCCUCACUGCCUCAAACAGGCAAAAAGUCUUGUAGCUCAACUCAGUAGAAUUGUAGGAAAUUUCCUGUACUGGCUGCAGAAGUAACAACUCAGGAGAAAUAUAACCUGAAGUUUAAGAAACUAUUCAACCAUAUGUAGCUUACAGACAGGUUCAGUGAUGUAUAGAUGUCUAGACUGGCUUUUUGUAAAUCACCACAGACAGAAAAUGUCCAUAAAGACACUAGCAUACUCUUCUUCUCAUAUGAAGGAAAGUCUCUUUGUUGGUUGUGCUGACUGUAGCGGUAGUUUGGAUUACACAUCGUAGACCAAAAAGGGGCACAUUAUUUUGGUCUGACUGUGGAUAGGAUGACUCCUGCUAUAUAAACUUGUGAAGUCAAAAAAAAGAAGAAACCAUACACACUCACUAUUUCUUAAUAGAAUACAGAAUGAAGAGCACUAAUGUGUGGUCAGGCACCAGGAGAGGCAACACUAAAGAUAUUUAUGACAAAAUGAAUUGAGAGUAGCAAUGAAAAAUACUGUACUGUACUGGUCGAAUUUCACUUCAGUACGUAGAUUGAUCUCUAAGGUAGCGAAUGUCUGUUAUACAGUAGCUCCAUAAGUGCUUUAGUGCGGAUAAAGCAAAAUCUCUUUGUUUUCUCCCAUUUGCCAUGUUUUGUCAUGAAACAAAUUUGAUAUAAAAAAAAAGGAAUUGUAAAUAUUUGUUUUGAUUGCUCAGAAUUCAAUGUGUAAAUUUUUUACAUGUCAUCUGAGUUUUGAGGAGAAUGGGCCAUUCUCGCCUGCUUGGAUUUCAAUUCUUGACUAACCCAUCAUCUCCUCUUUGCCUUACUUGUUUUCUCUCUGCGGAUGUGUAGCAGGAAGGUUUUUCAGAUCAUUUCAUGACAAUAUGAGCGUGAAGUUGUACAAAGAAAAUAUCCAAGCUAUGGCAUGGCUUUUUUUUUUUUUUAACAAUAUUGACUGAAUUGAAAUAAACUUCUUAUUGGCACACUGA